CCGUUCAAGCCGCACACAACAGUCGUCUGCAAUAGAGGAGACGUUACGUGAUACAGUGAGGCCGUUCUGUAACCCUUAGAUAACGUGCCUGGGGGAAAGACUCCAUUCAAAAACACACAUUCAGCCGCUCGUCGUCCGCCAGUGCCGAUUCUUGUGGCGUGUAUCUUAUGGGCAGUGUAUUAUAGAGUCUGACUAGUACUCUUGGGCGACACGAGUGCUCAGAUAAGCCAGUGAGUGCCCCGGAAGCAGCAUUGGGUGUAUAAAGAAGUCCAAGCCAAGGGUUGUGUAGCUUUUGCCUCCCCGGUUCGCUGCAAUGUGCUCCAUUCUGCAUCACGUGGAGAUCUGUGUGAGGGAAGAAAAGAGGCUAAUCAGUUUACUGAUUAGAGGCUUUGGAUUUACAAUUAUAGGGCAACGAUUGACCCCCCUAGCCUUGAAGUGGGUUCUUAAGCAUGGCUCUGCUAUCUUUGUUAUCACAAAGAGACAGAAAGAUUGCAAACUUCAAGACAAAUCAACAGAUGACCUCCAUGUUAACCCUCACCAUGAAAAGGAAUGUGUUCACAGCAAUGGUGACACUACUGAUCCUGAGCACUGGACAGUGUUUUGUUGCCAAGAUCAGACAUCUCAUGCCAUUGACUCUGUGUUUAAUGCUGCCCUGGAGGUGAAGGACGUAGAUGAAGUGACCAGGAGAGUGAAAGAAAGAGGUGGUCAUGUACUAAGGGAACCAACAAACAUAAAUGACAGCCAUGGCCAGGUCAGGUACUCUAUUGUGACUUCCUGCCUUGGUAAUGUUGUUCACACACUAAUUGACAAGAAAAAUUACUCAGGUGAAUUUCUUCCUGGAUUCAGGAUUCUUGGAACAAAUAAUUGUGAAUCUUCUUUAGUGAACUCUAAGUCAGAAAAUGGAUGUCACACAAAAGAAUUUGUAUCAAACCCCUGUGAUAUUAGAUCAUACUUGGAAGAAUCUACAAGAAAUGGUGAGGUCUUGGAGGAAACAGCCACACAAGUUGGGGGCCCUGUGUUCACACAUGUGGAUCACAUAGCAUGUGUAUGUGAGGUUGGAAAAUCAAAGGAAUUAAUGGCAUGGUAUGAAUACUGUUUUGGUAUGAAGAGGUUCAUGACAAACCGGGAGGAGAGUGAAGAGGAGGGCUUGGUGCUUGGGGAAGAGAUUGGCAUGCGCCUCAAGGCAAUGGAGUACUGGCGGUGUGCCGAGGUGGGCCUAGCAGUCCCGUCAGCCACCCUUGAAGACUCAGAGCUGAAGAUGGUCAUUGCUGAACCUCUCAGUGGAUUUGAGAAUAGCCAGAUUAACACCUUCCUGAAUGCUCACAAGGGCCCUGGGAUCCAGCACAUUGCCCUGCACACCCCAAGCAUGGCACCCACUGUCAAGUAUGUGUCCCAGCAAGGAGUUGUCUUCAGAAAAGCUCCUCCUACCUAUUAUCAAAAGGGCGUAAAGCUGGAGGAGAUCACAGCAACCGGCCAUGAAGUUGAGCUUGAUCUGUUUCAAGAAUUGGGUAUCCUAUUGGACACGGAGGAUGACAUUUUCUCGGACAUGAAAGAUGGCCAAGGGAAACAGAGGUACCUCAUGCAGGUGUUCACGACUCCUAUCUUUCAAGAGGACACCUUCUUCAUGGAGGUGAUCCAGCGGUGUGGAGCGCGAGGCUUUGGUGUUGGCAACAUCAGUGCACUCGCCCGCUCCAUCAUUCUCUACCAGCAGCAGCAGCAGCAAAACAAACUCAGGUCACCUUCCACAACAUAAGUUAUACAAGUACAGUAAGCUGGUCAGUUAUUAUUUCUCCUUUCUUGUUUUCUUAAUAAUAAAUAUUUAAAUGUG
Eriocheir sinensis (Chinese mitten crab) is the source of this 1828-nucleotide messenger RNA. Its product is annotated as 4-hydroxyphenylpyruvate dioxygenase-like protein. Bases 314 to 1753 code for a protein of 479 amino acids. The record is from RefSeq and is a predicted model, not a curated record. The transcript is spliced from 6 exons. Lineage: Eukaryota; Metazoa; Arthropoda; Malacostraca; Decapoda; Varunidae. Gene Ontology annotation, biological process: aromatic amino acid metabolic process. Gene Ontology annotation, molecular function: 4-hydroxyphenylpyruvate dioxygenase activity.